UCAUAGUUACGAUUCCUGAAUGCUACAGUGUGACUCCGGGACCGAGUACUGUGAAUAAACCCUAAAAGCAAUAUAAUUUCCAAGCCCAGCUUCUGAAGUCGCAAGCGGUGCUUCUUUAGCUGGAGAUUCUGAAGUUGAUACUGCUCAGGUGGGCCUUACCCAGAUCGCUUUGCGGAGUCAGAUACCAAAGCCAUUGCAGAGCAGGGGAUAGAGACGUGGAUCGCUGAACAUGGACAGCAGAGGGCCUUACGUACAACCCAACAUGGACAGCAGAGGGCAGAGUCUGGUUGCUGCCAGAGCCACAGAGAAGAAGGUGUCGGUGCCCACUAAAGCGAGAGCCAAUGACAAAACUGCACCAGAGCCUCGAGCGAUGAAAGGGAAAGGUUCAAUGGGAAACAUUGCAAAUGGGGCACCAACUCUCUCCUUUACUAUCAGUGGACUUCUCAUUGCCCGGAGACUGACGAAGAAUCUGAAGGAGAGAACGGCAUUGAAGAUAGCUGCCAAGAAGCCAGUUGUCACCAAGAUUGUAAAUGAAAAGGUACCGCCUUUUUCCUCAAAACCCCCUCAGAAAUUCUCCACCUUCCCUGUCCAGAAGUUCCUGGAAGAAUACCUGCCCAGUAAGCUCAACGUCAUCUCCUAUGAUCCUGACAUUGCCAGCAGGCUGACAGUAGAAAUGAGCAACAAAAUCAAGGAGUUUGCCAAGGGCAGACUGCCGCCCAGGUACAAGUUGGUGUGCAUUGUGACGGUGGGCGAGAGGUGCCAGGUGGAUGCCCUUUUGACUAGCCGCGCCCUCUGGGACACCAACGCUGACACAUUUGUCUCCCACAGUUAUGAGAACAGGACCAUGUUCUGUGUUGCCAGCAUCUUUGCCUUGUACUGUGAGUGAGGGGUUCUCCGGCUGGUUAUACUGGAUGGCAGAGUGCAUUUUUCAGAGGUGUUUUCCUUGUUGGUAGCUGAUCUAACUGUGCUUAAGUGUAAAUAGAGAGAAACUAAUUCACCUGGGAAAAUUAUCCGGAGUAAGCAAACGCAAGAGGACAUGCGCUCUUCUCAUGACUACCAUCAAUGUGGAAAUCCAUGGACAGGAGGAGAUUAAGAGGACUGUGGAUCAAAUGUGGGCAGGUGGGACCACUCAACAUUUUAGGAACAUUUGAGUUGCCUGAGUUAUAGGGAAAGAUAAAAUAGGCAAAACAACAAAUGUCACAACAUAUGUCAGUGAUAAUAAUUCUGAUUCUGAUAAUUAAAUUUUUAAAAAAUUA
Messenger RNA from Mobula hypostoma (lesser devil ray), 1256 nucleotides. Its product is annotated as dynein light chain Tctex-type 5-like. The coding region runs from base 230 to 886 and encodes 218 amino acids. The transcript has 5 exons. Gene Ontology annotation, biological process: microtubule-based movement. Gene Ontology annotation, molecular function: dynein intermediate chain binding. The record is from RefSeq and is a predicted model, not a curated record. Lineage: Eukaryota; Metazoa; Chordata; Chondrichthyes; Myliobatiformes; Myliobatidae. Gene Ontology annotation, cellular component: cytoplasm; cytoplasmic dynein complex.